UGUGGUGGUAGCAUGUUGCCUCCUUGCUUUGCUUCUUCUUCGCUGCUAAACUUUCAUUUCUUUUUUAUUUAAUUUUUAAACUAAAUUUGUACAGAAACUCGAUUACUCACUCCACCCACAAGCUCUAAUCCCGAUAAGAUUUCUAACUUAUAACUCUCUGUAAUUAUCAUUUCUUUUUCUCUUAUCCUAUCUUGUAUCUUACCGUUUCUUUCGAUCUACUGUCGUCGCCGCCGGCUACUAUGGAUCCGUUUGAUUUGGUUCGUAAAGGUUUUGGGUAAAGUCUCCUGUAAUUUAAGGUGGUUUUGGGGCACUUUCUUUUUAUGUAUGUAGAUUCCUUUUUGUUGCUAUUUUAGUAAAGAAUGAGCUUAUCCAAGAAAGGGACUCAAAUUAGUGAUACGAAGUUAAACAGUCCAAACAAGGCAACUGUUUUAAAUCCGAAUGCUGCGGAGUUCAUUCCCUUUUCGCUCAGAUCACCAUCAUUUGGAAGUUCCAGUGCAGCAGAUGCAACUGCAAGGCUUACUACUUCCGGGUCUGUAGGAAAAGCUAUACUUGAUCGAUCAGAGUCAUCUAUUUCAAAUAAUUCUGAUGAAGAGGCUCACCAGUAUUGGCGUCGACAGCUCCCUGAUGAUAUUACCCCGGACUUUAAGGUCAUGAAUGAAGAUGACUCUCCAGGACUUGGGGGUCUUUCUUUGGCGGGCUUGUCUUUACAUGACAGCAUUGAUGGGACAAGGUUUCCUGCUUCUACGGGAAGUGGGUAUGUGCUGACUGAGCAACGGGAAUUAUCUCCACAUCUUAAUGGAAAUAGCUUUGCGGAAAAGAUGAGAUUUUCUGGUUUAAGCUAUGGGGAGGAUCCUACCACAGCCAACUUUUUGCAAUUGUCACCUAAGCCAUGGGACAAGCAAAUUUUUGGCGGUGAUCAGCUUAGGGAGGGGCAUCCUUACAAUGGGAAUCUUAGGCAUGGGUUCUUGAAUGACAUAUCAGAAGAGCAUGGAAUGAUAGAUGAUACUGAGAUGAAUCCGGUGGAGUUUUUGGCAUCACAAUUUCCUGGAUUUGCUGCUGAAAGCCUUGCUGAAGUUUAUUUUGCCAAUGGGUGUGACCUGAACCUGACAAUUGAGAUGCUCACGCAGCUUGAGCUUCAAGUCGAUAGUGGUUUCAAUCAGAACUUAAACUCGAAGACCUUGUCAGCUCCCAAUCUUAGUGCAAUGGACUUUCCUGCACUUACGGUGCCAGAGGGUCAGAGUGGUCCUCCAAAAUAUUCCGGAGAUGAUUUUCAGCAAAGUGGAAAUCCUUAUCGUUCUUCUGACAAGGAGAAUUUGCUUAUGUUUAAGACCAGCUCUUCUAUUCCAUCAAGAGGUGCAGGUGAUUUUGCUUCAGCCGUCAGAAAAUUGGCUUCUCAGGAUUCUGGUGUAUGGAAGUAUGAUAGAAAUGGUUCUGCUGAUACCACUAUCGGGUCAAGUAGAAGUUCUAAUGUUUUGGCUAGUGCUUACAAUGGAAGUCAUGGGAGAGGAGUUUAUGGUGAUAGGUUACAGAAUCGUGGUUCAGCUCGGACAGCUCCUGUUUGGCUUGAAACUGGAGAAGCCGUGGCAAAUAUGUAUUCUGAGCUGCGGGAAGAAGCUCGUGAUCAUGCACGCCUACGUAAUGCAUAUUUUGAUCAGGCACGUCAAGCCUAUCUUAUAGGAAAUAAGGCUUUAGCGAAGGAAUUGAGUGUGAAAGGGCAGCUGCAUAAUAUGCAAAUGAAGGCAGCUCAUGGAAGAGCUCAAGAGUCUAUUUACCGCCAGAGGAACCCAGUUGAGAUGCAGGGAAGAGGACAGGAUCGGAUGAUAGACCUGCAUGGGCUGCAUGUAAGUGAAGCCAUUCAUGUGCUGAAGCAUGAGCUGAGUGUUCUGAGAAGCACAGCCCGGGCAGCAGAGCAACGUCUACAGGUUUAUAUAUGUGUUGGAACAGGGCACCACACUAAGGGUUCUCGAACUCCAGUAAGACUUCCAAUUGCUGUACAGCGUUACUUGCUUGAAGAAGAGGGCCUUGACUACACUGAACCGCAGCCAGGGCUGCUUCGAGUUGUGAUAUAUUGAGCCAAGGACAUGACAGUGUGAGGUAUAGGAGUUUUUGACAGCCAUCAAAAUCCAUGAAGUCAUAGUCAUCAUAAUCAUUCUUGUAUCUUCUGUACAUGGGGAGAAGUGGAAGAAAGUAGUAAGAUGUCUGAAAAAAAAGGUAGAAAGAAAAGAAAAGGAAAAGAAUGAAGAAAAAAAGGUUGAAAAAUUAGUGAAAGAGAAAGGUGAAAAAAAAAAAUGAAGUGUAUCAUUAAGGUUUAGCCGGUUGACAGCAGAAUUACAUUUUGGUAGCAUCAGGCCCCUACGCGACCAUUUUUUUUUUUUUUUAAAUUUUGUUAAUCUUGUACCUUAAUUUUACUUUUUUAUUUUUUGUUAAAUUACUUAUUUUGUUCAGAUGUAACUGAUAGAAUUGAAUUACAUGAUAGCACAAUUCAUCAAGAAUCUCAUCUCUGCUCUCGCAA
Pistacia vera is the source of this 2512-nucleotide messenger RNA. RefSeq names its product polyadenylate-binding protein-interacting protein 7-like. The record is from RefSeq and is a predicted model, not a curated record. Lineage: Eukaryota; Viridiplantae; Streptophyta; Magnoliopsida; Sapindales; Anacardiaceae. The transcript has 6 exons. The coding region runs from base 360 to 2072 and encodes 570 amino acids.